Molecule: messenger RNA, 4308 nt
Organism: Leptopilina boulardi
Lineage: Eukaryota; Metazoa; Arthropoda; Insecta; Hymenoptera; Figitidae
Product: dynamin-binding protein-like
Exons: 9
Coding region: 224-3742 (1172 amino acids)
Biological process (GO): intracellular signal transduction
Cellular component (GO): cytoplasm
Molecular function (GO): protein binding; guanyl-nucleotide exchange factor activity
Source: RefSeq, a predicted model, not a curated record
UCGAGAAAUAUAUCUGGUUUAAAGCUGAAGUAUAUAAUGUACAUUACACAAGAAAUUUUCUAAUUAUGUAUUAUCAAGUUUUAAAAAUUAUAUCAUGCCACUAUGCUACGUGUAUAAAGAGUCUAUUAAAAUAUACUUGUGGCUAGAAAAAAUCAUUCUAUACGUUUAUCUGUUGAAAUUUCAACAAAGUUGAUUUGCAACCAGAACAAUAACCUCUAUAACAAUGGAACCAGGAACAUUAACAAAAGUUUUACACGAUUUUUUUACAACAAAAGACGGAGAAUUGAGUCUCUAUAAAGGCGAUUAUUUUUUGAUCAUUAAUAAUGUCGACAAGCAUUGGUGUUAUGGACAGUCUGAUAAACAAACGGGAAAAUUUCCAGUAAGCUACUUAUUAAAAGUGAAUAUUCCAAUCGUUGACGAAUCUGUAACUUUAUUUAUAUCAAUUGCUUCAUUCUCUGGCGAACAACCUGGUGAUCUUUCAUUUGAGAAAGGAGAAUUUAUUGUUGGAAGAAAUGAAGUACAACCAGGCUGGUAUUCGGGUUAUUCAGAAUCUAGAAAAGGAAUUUUUCCAAUUACUCACGUUUGGGAACUUAAUAAAUCAUUAAUCAAGCAACCAACGAAAAAGAAAUCAAUUCAAAGAAAAGCAAAAGUAAAAACAUCAAUGAAAGCACAACUUGAUGAAGAAUUGGAUCUAAUAGAAGGGGAAAUUAUAACAGUAAUUGAAAUUGUUGAAGAUGGUUGGUGUCUUGGAAUAACGAAUGAUCAAAGAAAAGGCACUUUUCCUGAAGCUUUUGUAACUUAUAUCGAUGAUGUCAGUCUUGAUGAAACGGACGAAAUUAAUUCAAUAAGAGAUCCUUUACCUCAAUCAAUAGAAAAUGGUGGUCAAAUUUAUAAGGAUUUUGGAGAAAAUUCAUCAUUUUCCUCAAUUGAUGAGCCAGCACCGAAUUAUUUUGAUCUUUUUCCUGAGAAUUUUUCUCAAAAUAAAAGUCUUCCUCAAGAUGCUGAAUCUCACAUCGAUGAAAGUCCAAAUCCACUUGGCGUCGAACCAUAUGCAAUAACACUAUAUCCCUUUAAUGCACAAUUUCCAAAUGAAUUAAGCUUUCAAUCAGGUGAAGUUGUGAAUUUAAUAAAAUACAUCGAUUCCGAAUGGGUAGAAGGUGUAAUAGAUUCGAUGAAGGGAAUAUUUCCCGUUUCAUACGUAAAUAUAAUUGUUGAUUGUGAUAAAAGUAAAAAGGAACAAGAAAUUCACAUUGAGGAGAAAAUUGAUAUUUUUCCAAAACAGGAAAAUAUUUUUAUACCUGAAAUGUCAGCGAAAGUUGAAUAUACAUUUAAAGCACAAAUGGAUGGAGAUUUAAGUAUUGAAGAAGGAGAUAUUGUUAAAAUUGUCGAAGUUAUUAAUGCAGAUUGGAUUAUUGUUAAAAAUAAUGAUGGACAAAUUGGCUCGUGUCCAAGUUCCUAUUUGGCAUGUAUAGCUGAAUCGGAAACUGAAAUAUUUAGCGACGCUGUCGAGGAUUUUGUUGUAAUAAGAAAUCAUGAAAUUAAUGAUGAAGAAGCAGCUAGUGAACCUAAGGAAGAAAAAAGAUUGUCAUUGCCACAUCGACCAGCGCCACCGGCACCAGUUCCUGGACGAGUUCCUAUUCAAAAACAAUCAAAUAUUCCCAAUGACGAUAUUGUCACGGAAAAGCAGAAAAAAGCAGAUAAACGACAAAAUGUAAUAUCUGAAUUAGUAUUGACUGAAAAAGAAUAUGUCAGAGAUUUAAAAGUCACAUACGAGACAUUUAAUUUACACAAUCCGUCCUUUCUCGAAAGUAGAGGUAUCGAUGUUCAUACAUUGUUUGGUAAUAUCGAUGAGGUUACACAAAUUGCCGAAGAAUUGUUAGAUUUAAUUUUGAAAUCAAUGAAAGAUUGCGACGAAGAGAAACAAACUGUUGGUCCUUGUUUUGUUGAAAUGGCUGAUAAAAUGCAAAACGCCUAUGUUAAAUAUUGUACCAAUCAUGAAGCAGCUCAGGUUCUUUUACAAAAGUACGCGGAAAAUAAGGAUAUUAUGAUUGUUUUCGAUAAAGGAGUGGAAACCCUGCGACGUCAAGUUAUUUGCUUUGAUAUGGAUUCAAUUUUAAUAAAACCAGUUCAAAGAAUUUUAAAAUACCCUUUGUUGCUGAACGAAUUAAUCAAGAGUACCGAAGAAAAUCAUCCUGACAAAUUGACAUUGGAGGAAGCAUAUAAUGUUAUGUCAAAUGUAGCCAAGAAUAUCAAUGAAUUUAAACGUAGAAAAGAUCUUAUCUCAAAAUAUUGGGAGUCAAAUAAUACAUUAAAGGAAAAAUUUUCCAAAUUAACAAUGCAUUCCGUGUCAAAAAAAUCAUCAAGAUCAAUGGCAAUGCUCUCGUAUUCAUUGGGAGCAUCGAAUCUUGCACCUGAUAGUGAAUAUGAAGAGUUGACAAAACAAUUUAAAACAUUGGAAACAUGUACAAAACAAUUGCGAAGAGAUGUACAGUUGUGUGUUAAUUUUUUGAAUGAAGAAAUUAUUUGCAGUGAAGUAUUAGCUGAAUUAUUGAAUCACUAUCAUCAAGGAACGCCAAAUAAUGAAAUUUAUCAAUUAUGUGAAACACGUGCAAUAAUAAAAACAAAAUUUCUACAAGAUCUAGAACGUACUGUUGAGAUACGUGUUAGAAAACCAUUAAACAAUUUAACAUCACUACUCGAAGGACCUGAUUUUUUAAUUACAAAACGUUAUCACAAAAUGUUAGAUUACGAUAUUGCAAUAUCAAAAAGUGAAAAAUACAAGGAUAACAGAGCGACUCAAGAAGAAUUGAUGAGCGCUAAAAAUAAUUUUGAAGCACUUCAUCAACAAUUAAUGGAGGAAUUACCUAUUUUCAUUGAAGCAAGCACUCAAAUAUUAUGUCAUUGUAUUAACGCAUUCGCUAAUGCUCGAAUGCUUCUCAGUGGACGAGUUAUGAAUAAAUAUAUGCAAUUAUCUCAGUCUGCUAAUCAAGUUUCAUUAAAAAACAUUUUGGAAUCAUUUUUGGUGAAUCAUCAUUUACUGUACAAUCAAAUAAGUCGUUUAAAAUCAUCAUCAUCAUCAUCAACGAGUAAUUUGGAAAUUGAAGAGGGACCAAAUAAAUUAUCGCCCCAAAGUGAGAGACUGAAAAAUCAUUUGAAAAAUAAAUAUCCAUUAGAAAAAUUGUACAUUGUAAUUGAAAAUAUUGAGGGUGCAUCACCAUUGGAUUUAUCAGCAAUUCGAGGAACAUGGAUUGCAGUUAUUAAGGAAAAAGAUCCCACCGGUGAUAUUACUAAAUGGUUUGUUGAUAAUGGCGCAAAACAAGGAUUUAUACCAAGUCGAUGUGUAAAAUCAUUGCGUAAUAUGCAACAGGUUAAUCAAAAUGAAGCUAAAAAUCAAAGUUCAACAUUUGAUUUAAUUUCUCUAGACUCACCAGUAAAGGAAUCAAAAUUAAAAAUGGAACAAAAUUCAUCACAAUCUUACUGGUACAUGAAUCUUGAGGCAAAAUCAAAUGUUAGUCAAAAUUAUAAGAAUACCGUUGAAUCGGAUAAAUUUCUUUAUGCUUUAUAUGACUUUAAUGGAAAUCAACAAGGGACAAUGUCUGUUAUUAAGGGUCAGGCUUUGAAAUUAAUAACACCGCACGAUCAAAAAGGAAAUGAUGCAUGGUACCUGAUGGAAAAUCGAGACGCUGAAAGAGGAUACGUACCUCGAAAUUAUAUGGGCCCAAAAGAAUUAUUAUUAAAUUAGAUAUAAAAUCAAAAAUUUUAAUUUCACGAUUUGCCAUUUCAAUACUGUGCCUCAAUUUUUUAGCAAUUUAUUUUGAAAUUUUAAAUCGUAUUUUUAAUUUUACACACCACUGAACUGAUAUUUUACUUGCCUUCUGAUUUUUAUAAGUAUUGAAUUUAUAGUUUACAAAUUUUUAAUGAAUUUCUUUUUUUAUCUAGUUUCAAAACCAAAGUAUUAAUUAUUGUGUUAUUUUAGAAAUGAAAUCUAGAAAAUUUUUUGAAUUCUAUUGUACAUAUAUAACUAAUUGUUAGAAAACUGUUAUUAUUUUUUGUAAUUAUCGCUUUUAUAUUGUGAUAGUGUUUAAAAAAUUUUUUUUGAAAUUUUCCAAAACAAAAAUUUGUUAUUUUAAAUAGAAACUCUGUAAACUUUUUAAAAAAAAUUUUAUAGAGUUUUAAAAUGCAUAUAUAUUUUUUAUUUUGUUAUAAACAAUCACUUUUAAUAUUUUUAGAUAAAGUUUUCUCGUACAAAAAAAAAAAUGUAAUUCAGAAUAUGAAUCAUUUCGCGAAUUAUAUUGUCAUGUUUAAGUU